Molecule: messenger RNA, 983 nt
Organism: Trichoderma harzianum CBS 226.95
Lineage: Eukaryota; Fungi; Ascomycota; Sordariomycetes; Hypocreales; Hypocreaceae
Exons: 3
Coding region: 189-683 (164 amino acids)
Source: RefSeq, a predicted model, not a curated record
GGUUGGACAGCGCUGUAUUUUUGUUUUUUUGGCCUGUGAUUUUUGAUGAGUUUUGUUGGUGCUGGCUUUGUUCCUUUUUGCUUGAUGAUUUUUUCUUUGUCCUUCUUGCUGCUGGGAUGGCGAGUAUCUUACUGGUGUAGGCGGCAGUGACGGAACUUUACUUUGUCGUGUAAGCGAGCUGAGAGGGAAUGAAUGAUAAGACGAAGCAAGUACAUGUAUUAAGCAUCCAGUUGAUCGAAUUCCUCGUCGUUCUUCAGGUUAAUUACCUUAGUGGACACCCCGUUGUUUCCCGCUCCCGUGUUUGUUUUCUGAGCCCUGACCUGACCGAGGGUGGCCCCAUUUCCCUUUGUUUUAACCUUGGUUUUUCAUUCCUCUACUAUCCGUGUACCCGUUGCCUUUUGUUCAUUCCGAUACGCGCUCCCGUAUACUCGGUGCCUUUGCCUGUGCUCAGCUCUGCUGAGAGACAGACUGAGAUCGACCCCCAGAGAUCCGAGCUUCGUUCCCAUCGCCAGUUUGGCUGGACAGGCAAGCCGGCCAUCUAUUUGCCAUCUGGUGGACGACAUCUCCACCGCCAAUCCCUUCUUGCCAUACGUACUCGUACAUAUCCUCGUACAUAUACCCAUACCUCACCUUACAUAUACCUAACACGGGCACAUACUGGGUUGGCACGUCCGAGCAGAUAGGGCCAUUUCCCUGCUCCUUUGUCCUGUCCGUGUCGGUCACCCCCCCUUUUCUCUUCCCUCUCUUCUCUCCUCUUGCAGUUCUGCUCCCCCCCUCCCCUCUUUUCGGAACCCAGAAACGAGGCCAACGGCUGUCUUAUCUGGACGCCCCAUAGCUAUACCCAGGCAGAGACGGACAAGUUGCUUCGCACGGAGCCUUGCUUGCGAGAUCGAUCCGAUCGCGAGCUGAGUUGAGCCCUGCUCGUUCUGUUCUAUCCUAUCUUGGUUUCGCCGGCGUUCUUUUAUGCUCUGCGCUGUGUCCCG